Fusarium coffeatum is the source of this 2694-nucleotide messenger RNA. RefSeq lists its product as uncharacterized. NCBI's taxonomy places the organism in Eukaryota, Fungi, Ascomycota, Sordariomycetes, Hypocreales, Nectriaceae. The transcript has 3 exons. The record is from RefSeq and is a predicted model, not a curated record. Gene Ontology annotation, cellular component: ribonucleoside-diphosphate reductase complex. Bases 1 to 2694 code for a protein of 897 amino acids. Gene Ontology annotation, biological process: DNA replication; deoxyribonucleotide biosynthetic process. Gene Ontology annotation, molecular function: ATP binding; ribonucleoside-diphosphate reductase activity, thioredoxin disulfide as acceptor.
AUGUUUGUUAGAAAGAGAGAUGGACGCCAAGAGCGUGUCCAGUUCGAUAAGAUCACUGCCCGUGUCUCGAGACUGUGUUACGGCCUCGACAUGGACCACGUUGAUCCUGUUGCUAUCACUCAAAAGGUCAUCUCCGGUGUCUACGGCGGUGUGACAACUGUCCAAUUGGACGAUCUCGCUGCAGAGACUGCUGCGUACAUGACUGUUACGCACCCUGACUACGCCAUCCUCGCAGCCCGUAUUGCCGUCUCCAACCUUCACAAGCAGACCAAGAAGCAAUGGUCCGCCGUUGUGAGCGACCUCUACCACUAUGUCAACCCCAAGAACAGCCGGGCAUCACCCAUGAUUUCCAAGGAGACUUAUGAGUGUGUUAUGAGACAUAAGGAGGAGCUUGACUCCGCCAUUGUCUACGACCGAGACUUCCAAUACCAAUACUUCGGCUUCAAGACCCUGGAGCGAUCCUACCUUCUCAAGAUCGACGGCAAGAUCGUCGAGCGUCCUCAGCACAUGAUUAUGCGUGUUUCUGUCGGUAUCUGGGGUGACGAUAUUGAGCGAGUCUUGGAGACAUACAACCUCAUGUCCAGCAAGUUCUUCACUCACGCCUCCCCCACACUCUUCAAUGCUGGUACCCCUCAGCCUCAGCUGUCUUCAUGCUUCCUUGUUGAUAUGAAGGAGGACAGCAUUGACGGAAUUUACGAUACCCUCAAGACUUGUGCUAUGAUCUCCAAGAUGGCUGGUGGUAUUGGCUUGAACGUCCACCGCAUUCGUGCCACUGGCUCCUACAUCGCCGGAACCAAUGGUACUUCCAACGGUGUCGUUCCCAUGUUGCGUGUCUUCAACAACACUGCCCGUUACGUCGACCAGGGUGGCAACAAGCGACCUGGUGCUUUCGCCAUCUACCUCGAGCCCUGGCACGCGGAUGUCUUCGACUUCCUUGAUCUCCGAAAGAACCACGGUAAGGAGGAAGUCCGCGCUCGCGACCUGUUCCUUGCCCUUUGGAUCCCUGAUCUUUUCAUGAAGCGUGUCGAAAAGAACGGAGAAUGGACCCUCAUGUGCCCCAACGAGUGCCCCGGUCUUGCCGACUGUUAUGGUGAGGAGUUCGAGGCUCUGUACGAAAAGUACGAGAGGGAGGGCAAGGGUCGCAAGUCUAUCAAGGCCCAGAAGCUCUGGUAUGCCAUCCUCGAGGCCCAGACCGAGACCGGAAACCCCUUCAUGCUCUACAAGGAUGCUUGCAACCGUAAGAGCAACCAGAAGAACCUCGGUACCAUCCGAAGCUCCAACCUGUGCACUGAGAUCAUUGAGUACUGUGCCCCUGAUGAGGUCGCUGUUUGCAACCUUGCCUCUCUGGCGCUUCCUUCUUUCAUCAACUACGAUGACGCUUGUUACGACUUCAAGAAGCUGCACGAGGUCAGUCAAGUUGUUGUCCGCAACUUGAACAAGAUCAUCGAUGUGAACCACUACCCUGUCCAAGAGGCUCGCAACAGCAACAUGCGUCACCGACCCAUCGGUCUCGGUGUCCAGGGUCUUGCCGAUGCUUUCCUCGCUCUGCGCAUGCCUUUCGAGUCUCCUGAGGCUCGUGAGCUCAACAAGCAAAUCUUCGAGACUAUCUACCACGCUGCCCUGACUGCCUCCGUCCAGCUCGCCAAGGAGGAGGGUCCUUACUCCACCUUCAAGGGCUCUCCUGCCUCCGAGGGUAUCCUCCAGUUCGAUAUGUGGAACGUUAAGCCCUCUGAUCUGUGGGACUGGGAGACCCUUCGUGAGGAUGUCAAGACCCAUGGUAUCCGCAACAGCUUGCUCCUUGCUCCUAUGCCUACUGCCAGUACUUCCCAGAUUCUUGGCAACAACGAGUGCUUCGAGCCCUACACCUCCAACAUCUACCAGCGCCGAGUCCUUGCUGGUGAGUUCCAGGUUGUCAACCCCUGGCUGCUCAAGGAUCUUGUCGACAUGGGACUUUGGUCUGAUGCCAUGAAGAACCGUAUCAUUGCCGAGAACGGUUCUAUCCAGAACAUCCCCAACAUCCCUGCCGAUGUCAAGGCUCUGUACAAGACAGUGUGGGAGAUUUCUCAGCGACAGGUUGUCCAGAUGGCUGCGGACCGCGGUGCUUUCAUCGACCAGUCUCAGUCUCUCAACAUUCACAUGAAGGAUCCUACCAUGGGCAAGAUCACUAGCAUGCACUUCGCUGGCUGGAAGCUUGGUCUCAAGACCGGCAUGUACUACCUCCGUACACAGGCUGCUGCUGCCCCUAUUCAGUUCACUGUCGAUCAGCAAGCUCUCAAGAUUGCCGAUUCUAGCUCUGCUCAGAUCAAGCCCUUGAAGAAGCGUGCCCCUCCUGCCGGCUCGAGCUACCUGAUGUCCUCGCCUUCUGCUAUGGGCCGCACUGGUCUCAAUGGCAGCAGGACUGGUUCUCAGGACAACGGAUUGAACGGCAACUCCGCCAAUGGCGUCAAUGGCAGCACAUCCGUUCCCGGCCGUGCUCCCGUCAUCAAGGCUGAUGUUGCGGAGGGCGAUAGCCCCAAGGCCCUUCCCACUGAGCCUGCUGAGAAGGUUCAGGAGGAAGAGUUGGGCGUCAAGAAAAACCCUCAGUCCGAGGACCUAGGCAAGGACAAUGAGGAUCGUGAACGCGAUAUCUACUCAGAGGCCGUCCUGCAAUGUAGCAUUGAGGAUCCCGAGUCCUGCAUCAUGUGCAGUGGUUAG